This is a messenger RNA of Plasmodium malariae, 879 nucleotides long. Its product is annotated as fam-l protein. Lineage: Eukaryota; Apicomplexa; Aconoidasida; Haemosporida; Plasmodiidae. The record is from RefSeq and is a predicted model, not a curated record. Bases 1 to 879 code for a protein of 292 amino acids. The transcript is spliced from 2 exons.
AUGUUAUUAAAAAAUUAUAUCAUGGAUCAAAAAAUUAAGUUACUUUUUUUUAUUAAAAUUUCUUCGUUUAUCCUUAUAUCUUGGAUAUGGAAUUUAAGAAAUGAGAUGAGUAUAUCUAAAAAGUCCUUGAGUAUGAAAUGCAACCCUGGAAAAAAAUUAGAUGCAGUAGAAUACAGGAUAUUAACAAAAUAUAAAAAGGAUAAGGAUUCAUGUGAUGUAUGUUUAAAAGAAUAUAUACCAAAUUGUGGAUCGAACGAAAAUAAAGAUAUAUCUAUUAAUGAAAAAUGGCCCAAAACUAAAAAUAAACUUUCAAAUAUAGAUUCAUCAAAGAGUGCAAAAGACCAUAAACAAAUUAUGAAAUAUAAGUCUUGUAUAUUUGAAUCAAAAAAAUAUUCCCAUAUGGAAAAAAAAAUAUUCAAAGAACUUGAUUUUGAAUAUUUUCUUAAAAACAAUAGAACAAUUAGUGAUAAGACUUACAAAAAAAUAAUACUUAAAAAAUACGGACUAAGAUUUGCUUUUCCUUUACUAUUAUUUUUGUUAUUAUUCUUAUCACUAAUGCUAGAUUCAUUUAUGAAUCUUGGACUUAUGAGAGGGAUGUAUAGUAUAUUGAAUCUAUGCGCUGGUGGAGGUUGGUCCGCUCCACUGCGUAAAGUGCUUAGUGAUGAACGUUUUAAAUGGCUUUUCGAGUCUAUGGAAAAAGUAACAAUAGAAAAACAAGGAAGUCAAAAAAUAGUAACACAUGUUUACAUUCCGAGCUUUUUUAGAUUGAUAAUAUAUGUUAUACCUUUAAUUAUUUUUGGUGUUACACUUAUAUCACGCACUAUUUAUUACCACAAAAAAGUGAAAAAAUAUGAAAAAAUUAAAUUUAAGAAAAGGUAA